AUGGAAGACGACGACGAAAUCCAGUCCCAGCCUUCCCCCGCACCCAACGGGCGGAUCGCCGUCACCGUCGCCGCCGCCCCACCGCCCUCUUCCAACUCCCUAACCCUCGCUCUCCCCAUCCAGAACCAGAAAACCCCCGGCUCCGGCGGCGGCCGAGAGGAUUGCUGGAGCGAAGGCGCCACCGCCGUCCUAAUCGAGGCGUGGGGCGAGAGGUACCUGGAGCUCAGCCGCGGGAAUCUCAAGCAGAAGCACUGGAAAGACGUCGCCGACAUUGUUAGCAGCCGCGAGGAUUACUCUAAAACCCCUAAAACCGACAUCCAGUGCAAAAACCGGAUCGACACCGUCAAGAAGAAGUACAAGGUCGAGAAGGCCAAGAUCGCCGCCGGCGCCGGCCCCAGCAAGUGGCGAUUCUACGACAAGCUCGAUGAAUUGAUCGGCCCCACCGCCAAGAUGAGCUCCGCCACUCCUCCGCCGCCGGAGUCCAGUAACCCCUAUCAAAGAGUUCCCAUGGGAAUCCCCGUCGGGAUUCGGUCCAAUUCCGCCCAAUUCCAGCUGCCGCCUAACCGCAAAAGGCCUGCUGUUGACUCCGAUGAUGACUCCGAACCGGAGAACUCAUCCAAUUCAUCUGAUGGCUUGCCUCCCGAGAGCUACAAGAGGCCGAGAGAAGCAAGAAUGGCGAACAAUGUGGGCUCAAUUAGGUCUGGAUUAAUGAAUAAGAAGAGUGAUGGGAGUGGGAACUCAAUGAAGGAGCUCACUCGGGCGAUCUUGAAAUUCGGGGAGGCGUACGAGCAAGCUGAGACUGCGAAACUGCAGCAGUUGGUGGAGAUGGAGAAGCAGAGGAUGAAGUUUGCAAAGGAGUUGGAGUUGCAGAGAAUGCAGUGCUUCAUGAAGACGCAGGUGGAGCUUUCGCAGCUCAAGAGGCGGGCCGGGAACAGCAAUAACCACCACCAUGGCCAUGGGAUCAUCGGCAAUAACAACGACCAACCCAACAAUAACAACAACAGUGAUAGCAGUAAUUGAGAAUGUGAGUAGAACAAGUAGGCUAUGUAUUUGUACAAGUAUAAUUGUUUGGUAUCUGAAUCUCCUUAGGUUGAGUUAUUACUUAUUUCCUCUGUCUGUAAUACUACCAUUGUCAUUGCCAUUGCUGCUGCACUGGGAAGAAAAAAGGCUGAAUCUUGUAUAGUUAGACUUAUUUUACUUCUCAUAUUUCAUGCUCUUGAUUCUUGUUUUCUGAGUAUAUUAGAGGUUGUUAGCUU
This is a messenger RNA of Salvia miltiorrhiza (redroot sage), 1256 nucleotides long. RefSeq names its product trihelix transcription factor ENAP1-like. NCBI's taxonomy places the organism in Eukaryota, Viridiplantae, Streptophyta, Magnoliopsida, Lamiales, Lamiaceae. The transcript has a single exon. The coding region runs from base 1 to 1020 and encodes 339 amino acids. Gene Ontology annotation, molecular function: transcription cis-regulatory region binding. The record is from RefSeq and is a predicted model, not a curated record. Gene Ontology annotation, cellular component: nucleus.